GCCGACCAUUAAAAGAAUCGGGAGUAGAGGACUACUUCUGAACUGGACGUGCCAGAGAGCUACUAGACAAACAGGAAUAGGCGCAAAGGCAGACAUUCUUCAUAAUAAACAAGAACACGACAAACGAAUUACCUUGGUGUGUCCCCCCUUCCCCAUUCGCACCCGGGAUUUUGGCGUGGGUGUCUCUUUAGCUAAGUCACUUAUAUCGGACCAAUUUCUGGAUAAUCUCGCGCCUCGGACACGUUUCAUCGUUUUAAAAAAAAACAAUAAACUGAAUGUCGUUUCUGUCAUGAGUCCUGCCGGGUGUUCCCAUGUGAACGGGUUUAAGGUGGAUAACUGGAAGCAGAACCUACGAGUGAUAUAUCAGUGCUUUGUGUGGACCGGGACUGCCGAAACCAGGAAACGCAAGGCCAAGUCGUGUAUGUGUCACAUGUGUGGGGCCCACCUGAGCCGGCUCCACUCCUGCCUGCACUGUGUCUUCUUCGGCUGCUUCACCAAGAAACACAUCCACGAGCAUGCCAAGAACAAGCGCCACAACCUGGCGAUAGACUUGCUGUAUGGUGGUAUUUAUUGCUUUGUGUGCCAAGACUACAUUUAUGACAAAGACAUGGAGCAGAUUGCCAAAGAAGAACAGAGGAAGGCCUGGAAACUACAAGGCGUAGGGGAGAAGUAUUCAACAUGGGAACCGACCAAGAGAGAGCUGGAGUUACUACGACACAACCCCAAACGCAGGAAAAUAACCACAAACUGCACCAUCGGUUUGCGGGGCCUGAUAAACCUGGGGAACACCUGCUUCAUGAACUGCAUCGUCCAGGCCCUUACCCACACUCCCCUGCUGCGGGACUUCUUCCUGUCCGACCGGCACAAGUGCGAGAUGCAGUCCAACUCCUGCCUGGUGUGCGAGAUGGCCCAGCUCUUUCAGGAGUUUUACUCCGGUCACCGCUCCCCACACAUUCCGUUCCGGCUGCUGCACCUGGUGUGGACGCACGCGCGCCACCUGGCCGGCUACGAGCAGCAGGACGCCCACGAGUUCCUCAUCGCCGCGCUGGACGUGCUGCAUCGCCACUGCAAAGGUGACGGUCACCAAGGCGACGACAAUGGGAAAAAGGCCAACAAUCCAAACCACUGCAACUGCAUCAUCGACCAGAUCUUCACUGGGGGGCUGCAAUCUGACGUCACCUGCCAAGUCUGCCAAGGUGUCUCCACCACUAUAGACCCGUUUUGGGACAUCAGUCUGGACCUGCCCGGCUCCUCCACCCCCUUCUGGCCCCUCAGUCCGGGCGGCGACGGCGGCAUCGUCAACGGAGAGGGUCAUGUGACCGGCCCCACCACGCUCACAGACUGUCUACGAAGGUUCACCCGGCCAGAGCAUUUAGGAAGCAGUGCCAAAAUCAAGUGCAGCGGUUGCCAUAGUUACCAGGAAUCAACCAAACAGCUGACAAUGAAGAAGCUUCCCAUCGUGGCCUGUUUCCAUCUGAAAAGGUUUGAGCACUCUGCGAAAUUGAGGAAGAAGAUCAGCACGUACGUGUCCUUCCCCCUGGAGCUGGACAUGACCCCCUUCAUGGCCUCCAGUAAAGACAGCCGGAUGAACGGACAGUACCAGCAGUCGGUGGACACGUUAAACAACGACAAUAAGUAUUCCCUGUUUGCGGUGGUGAAUCACCAGGGCACCCUGGAGAGCGGCCAUUACACCACCUUCAUACGGCAGCACAAGGACCAGUGGUUCAAGUGCGACGACGCCGUCAUCACCAAGGCCAGCAUCAAGGACGUCCUGGACAGCGAAGGGUAUCUAUUGUUCUAUCACAAGCAGUUCCUUGAGUAUGAGUAGAAGAGCAUCCUCCUGCUCUUCCUCCUCCUCCUCCUCCUCCUUCGCGACCCUGAAGUAAAGACAGAAAUUCAAGAGACUGGAGAGAGCGUGUGUGUGGGAGGAGCGAAAUCAACACAAAAACUCUACAGAGGAUUUAAAAAACAAAAACAAAAUAAUGAUACACAGCCUACCUGAGAACUUUACUAUUAACGAGAAAUUAAUAUGGGAAAAGAAAAGAAAACCUAAUCAUGCAAAAAAAAAAAAAAGAAAAGAUAAAAUAAAAUUCUAUCUAUAUAUAUAAGCAAAAUCAGUCGGCACUGAACUACCAGCAUCUGCUACUACUUGACAGGAGAGCAACGGAACAGGAACAGGAAGUGAUGAAGGCACAGGAUGAUUCCGUUGCGGGCGGGGGGCGGGGUCAGGAGGACGAAGAGGGGGAGGAGCUUUGUUACUUUCACCUUCCUGCCCGGAGCAGAGAGUCCAACGGACGAACGGACAGACGGCAGAGAUUUGGACAACCUGACCCACUGGUGUCACUCUGACCCCCCCUAUGUCUGCAAGUGCUGGAAGACUCUUCUUUUUAUUUUAUUUUUUUACCGCCCCCCCCCACCCCCUGCCACUGUCAGUUGUUUUCUCAUAUGCACAUGGGUCUGAAUGCAAACAAAAAAAAAGAAAAAAACACAAAGGAAAAAAAAAAAGAAAACGACACACACAGAACACAAUGGUAUUAAGAACUUGUUUAUUAUACAUUUAACGAUAAUUAUUAUUUGUGGAUUAUUUGGUUAUGGAAUACUGUAUGAAUUCUAGUACACAUCUAUUUUUUAAGAAAAAAAAAAAA
This is a messenger RNA of Anguilla anguilla (European eel), 2645 nucleotides long. RefSeq names its product ubiquitin specific peptidase 22 (gene usp22). The record is from RefSeq and is a predicted model, not a curated record. Gene Ontology annotation, molecular function: zinc ion binding; cysteine-type deubiquitinase activity. The transcript has 13 exons. Lineage: Eukaryota; Metazoa; Chordata; Actinopteri; Anguilliformes; Anguillidae. The coding region runs from base 290 to 1828 and encodes 512 amino acids. Gene Ontology annotation, biological process: protein deubiquitination.